AGUGACAUUCCUGUGGCAGGGUCACAUGAUGCAUGCUGUUCCUCUGCCCGGUCCUCCCCGCACUGCUCAGCAGACAGUAGUGUCCUGUGCAUGUGGGGUGCGGGCUCAGCCCUGUGUAAGACAUUUCUAACUGGUGAGUUAGUACUUUGCCAAAAUGUCCAAGAAGUUGCUGCUUGUAGAUGUGGACUGUGGGGUAGAUGAUGCUCAGGCACUUAUGUUGGCCUUGGCAGCUCCACAUGUUGAGAUCCUGGGGAUAACUUGCUGCCAUGGGAACACUACAUUAGAAAAUGUCUGCAAGAAUGUCCUGCGUGUGUUACAAACCUGCGACAGACUCCAGAUCCCUGUAUAUGGUGGAGCGAGUAGAGCAAUAUUGGGAGAUUCUAUAAAUGCAAGCCAUUACCAUGGAGUUGAUGGUUUGGGUGAUGUACACGAUCCUACCUCCCCUAGUCUUGACUUACUACAAAAAGAACAUGCAGUUCUUGCAAUGCUGAGGAUAAUCAAUGAAUAUCCUGGACAGGUUUCCCUUGUAGCAACUGGUCCCUUGACUAACCUCGCUUUAGCUUUAAACAUGGAUCCCAUCUUUCCACAGAAAAUUAAAAACCUUUUCAUUAUGGGAGGUAAUAUGGAAUCUCGGGGAAAUACCACAGUUUGUGGGGAAUUUAACUUUGCAUGUGACCCUGAAGCUGCUUACAUUGUCCUGAAUGGCUUUGAUUGUCCAACCCAUAUCGCCACCUGGGAAUUCACUUGCCGACAUGAGCUUCCUUGGACAUUUUACCGUGAAUGGCUCUCCCAGAAUACCAAAAAAGCAGAGUUUAUGAAAAAGAUCACCGCGCACUCUGAACAGUACGCCGAAAUCUGUUCUGACAACUCCAAUGAAAUAUGGACCAAAGGAUUUGUGUCCUGCGACUCCUAUGCCAUGGCUGCAGCCAUAGAUGAUAACUUUGUCACCAAUGUAAUUCACUGUGUGGUAGGUGUAGAGCUUAGUGGCACCAUGACCCGAGGAAUGAUGGUUCUGGAUACACUGGGAAAGCUGCAAAGGAAACAAAAAGCAUUUGUCAUGACCAAAUGUGACACCGAAAAGUUGAAAUACCUGCUGAUGAAAGCAUUGCAGUAAUGUACCCCUUUGUAAUAAGGUGCAAUAACGUGAACGUUGUCAACUCUCAACUCAUGCACAUUGAGCAGUACCCAGCUACUUACCAUGAUGUGUGCCUGUAGUGAGAGCAGCCUAAAGUUAAACCAGCAUUAAUGUUUGGAAUACUCACUAUUACUCUGCAAAGUGUAGUAACUGUGACUGAGAAACUACUGUACAUCAUGAAAUAGCUGAUUAUUGGUGUCCUUGGGACUGAGCUCAAGGAACAACUGAAAUUACUGGUGCAUUCAACAUUGUUUAGUGGAAGUAAUUAUAAAGGCAUUUUGAGUAGACUUACAAUAA
This is a messenger RNA of Pseudophryne corroboree (corroboree frog), 1432 nucleotides long. RefSeq names its product nucleoside hydrolase-like. Lineage: Eukaryota; Metazoa; Chordata; Amphibia; Anura; Myobatrachidae. The coding region runs from base 155 to 1114 and encodes 319 amino acids. The transcript has 6 exons. The record is from RefSeq and is a predicted model, not a curated record. Gene Ontology annotation, molecular function: hydrolase activity, hydrolyzing N-glycosyl compounds.